AUGUUGGCCAACUCCUCGGCCAACACAUCUACCAACAGUUCUGAUCUCCCGUGCCCUGACUACCGGACCACCCACCGCUUGCACAUGGUGGUCUACAGCUUAGUACUGGCCGCGGGGCUUCCGCUCAACGCGCUGGCCCUCUGGGUCUUCUUGCGUGCUCUGCGCGUGCACUCAGUGGUGAGCGUAUACAUGUGCAACCUGGCGGCCAGUGACCUGCUCUUCACCCUGUCGUUGCCCGUGCGCCUCUCCUACUAUGCGCUGCACCACUGGCCCUUCCCUGAUCUCUUGUGCCAGACGGCAGGCGCCAUCUUCCAGAUGAACAUGUACGGCAGCUGCAUCUUCCUGACCCUCAUCAACAUGGACCGCUACGCCGCUGUGGUGCACCCGCUGCGGCUGCGCCACCUGCGGCGGCCCCGCGUGGCGCGGCUGCUCUGUUUGGGCGUGUGGGUGCUCAUCCUGGUGUUCGCAGUGCCCACUGUGCUUGUGCACAAGCCCUCGCCUUGCAGCUUCCAAGGCGGCCAGGUGCGCCUGUGCUUUGAGAGUUUCAGUGAAGAGCUGUGGAAGGGAGGGCUGCUGCCGCUCGUGCUGCUAGCCGAGGCGCUGGGCUUCCUGCUGCCGCUGGUGGCCGUGGUCUACUCAUCCAGCCGGGUCUUCUGGACCUUGGCGAGGCCCGACGCCACGCAGAGCCUGCGGCGGCGGAAGACAGUGCGCCUCCUGCUGGCCAACCUGGUCAUUUUCUUGCUGUGCUUCGUGCCCUACAACACCACGCUGGCGGUCUAUGGGCUGUUGCGGGGCAACCUGGUGGUGGCAAGCCAGGCGGCCCGUGAUAAGGUGCGCGGGGUGCUGAUGGUGUUGGUGCUGCUGGCCGGUGCCAACUGCGUUCUGGACCCGCUGGUGUACUACUUCAGUGCCGAGGGUUUCCGCAACACCCUGCGCGGCCUGGGCUCUCCUUUCUGGCCCAGCACCUCGACCACCAAUGGGAAUGGAGCGACACUUGCCCAACGGCCCCCUGAGACCACCCACACCACGAGGGUCUCCGCGGCCUCCAGCCAAGGACUGCUCCGGCAUUCCAAUCCCGGGACGCCCUUCACCCAGUGCCCUGAGGAUUCUGUCCUCUGAAUGCACAAAGGGUCCUAGCGCGGUUACAUCCGUCUCCAUCUCACGCACCUCUCACGCUCGGAAGAUUUGCAGGGUGCGCUUACUUGCAGGGGGCAUACAUGAAGGAGUUGGAUCAGGCACUUGGAUUUCUGGAUAGCAGCUUAAGCUCAUAAAUGCAGAAGGAGCAAAGUGUGGGAGCAAGGGGCACAAG
Messenger RNA from Pteronotus mesoamericanus, 1309 nucleotides. RefSeq names its product lysophosphatidic acid receptor 5 (gene LPAR5). Gene Ontology annotation, cellular component: membrane. Gene Ontology annotation, biological process: G protein-coupled receptor signaling pathway; behavioral response to pain. Gene Ontology annotation, molecular function: G protein-coupled receptor activity. The record is from RefSeq and is a predicted model, not a curated record. Bases 1 to 1119 code for a protein of 372 amino acids. The transcript has a single exon. Lineage: Eukaryota; Metazoa; Chordata; Mammalia; Chiroptera; Mormoopidae.